Bombina bombina (fire-bellied toad) is the source of this 1526-nucleotide messenger RNA. Its product is annotated as ribonuclease P protein subunit p14. The coding region runs from base 995 to 1384 and encodes 129 amino acids. The record is from RefSeq and is a predicted model, not a curated record. NCBI's taxonomy places the organism in Eukaryota, Metazoa, Chordata, Amphibia, Anura, Bombinatoridae. The transcript is spliced from 7 exons.
UCUCAGUUAAAAGUUGGCGAGACCUUUCAAUAAGUAUUUUGCUUGCUUUAUAGGCAAUAGAUGGGUUCUUUCUUUUUAAAGAUAUUUUUCUUUGUUUCUCUCCCAUCAAAGAGGUCAUUUUGUUAAAUAAAUUAUUCAUAGAGGAAUCAAUCAUAGAUUGUACUGUAUGUAAGGUCAAGGGAGGUGAUUUAGAUUGAGUUUCAGACAUUGUUUAUAAUGUUUUGUCAAAAAACAAUGUGAGGUAAAAUUAAAUAUUAAAUUAGUUGAUUAUCAAAUCUCCCUUAUAAGAAAAAUUUUAUGUAUAAAACUUGAAAUAUAUAUAGUUGAAAGGGUCUGGCAAAACAGACUAUUGAGAGGACAAACAAAAUAUUUUCUGAGGUAAAAACUAUUGGUUCAAUUAGUUAGCUAAAACGAUUAAUACAGAAUUUAUAAUAACUAUAACUGCAAUGUAUUAUAAAUGCCAGAAGAUAGCAACAUAAGCUGAGGAGAAAACACUUAAUGUCAAAAUUUGAGAAAUGUCAGGACCGAGUGGAAAAGACACAAAGUUACCACUCGGUUAACAGCAGAGGUACAGCUGACAGGAGGCAGGGUUAUUACGUCAGCGGUAAUGAGCGGGAAGGGGACGGCCCACAAAAUGGCGAUCGGACUGAGAGAAGAAAAACAUGCAGGAGGGGGAAAAACACUGUGCGAACAACGGAGCAGCAAAGUGAAGCAGAAUGUCAGUAGGUGAUAAGGCUAAAGGAGCCUCCCCCUCCCUCCUUCCAAUAGGCUAUCGUCAUCACACUUCACUGGUGACGCACCAGGAAGUCUUCGACCGGCAAUACGCUCACUGCGAUCAGCACGCCUACCAGAAGACAUACAAACCGGACCUGCUCCAGAGGGGUUUCAUCGCUCGAUUGGAACAUAAGUCAGACAUAAGUCCAGGAUCAUACCGCCACCUUGUAGAGCUACAACAUAUAUAGGCAGAAGCGGAGGAAGGUUACUUUAUAUAAAUAUGAGAGGACAAACCAAGGCACCAGAACCUACUGCAUAUGAGAGAGUUGUUUUGAAAAAUAAAUCUGAGUUCCACUACAUGAAAAUCCAACUUGUAUUUGAAGAGGAAGGUGUCAAACUGAAUCCAGCUCAGUUCAAACAUCUCAUUGUAUCUGCUUUGAAGGAGUUGCAUGGAGAGGUUGGUGCAGCUGUCCCUUUUGACCUGUUGAAAUAUGAUGAAAACAAACUGUGCGGCAUACUAAGAGUUUUAAGCAGCGGCCUUGUGAAACUGUGGUCUUCUUUAACACUUCUCCACCAUUACCAAAACCGCAAGUGUGCCUUUCGAAUUAUACAGACAUCUCCUUUUCUGUUGGCGUUGGCUGGAAACAGCAGAGAACUGAUUCUGGACUAAAUAUUCAUCUUCUGGACAAUGCUGAAAUUCAGUAUGCUUUCAAAAUGUCUGUUUCAACAAGCGGUUUCCCGGAGACGAGAAUUCUGGGUAAUCACAAAGCCAUGGCCCUUUCCAAACCUAUUGUCUGAGAAACAUUUACACA